Molecule: messenger RNA, 1920 nt
Organism: Oxyura jamaicensis (ruddy duck)
Lineage: Eukaryota; Metazoa; Chordata; Aves; Anseriformes; Anatidae
Exons: 1
Source: RefSeq, a predicted model, not a curated record
CCAGUCAAAGAUGUGGGUGACAUGCUCCCAUCUCAGCUUUUGAAGAUGCUCCUUCCUUUCAUGCUGAAUGAAACACUACUACAUUCCUUAAAUUUAUCUGACAGCUCAGCAGACUGGCAUAGGCUGCCUGUGUUUUCCCAUCUGUUACCGACUGUUUCCACUUGGAACAGCAGUAUAUAUGGCCUGCUAAAGGCUGGGGGAAAUGCUUCCGACAGCUCCGAGUGGAGACAUGUCUCACGGCUCUGGCAUGCCACUGGCAAAGUGUUGACCACCAAAUGGAACCUGACAGAAGUGGAUGAGUAUGUGAAACUCUUGGAAAUUAUGAAAAAAGCUCUAAUUCUUGUGGACUUGGGGGUAGCUCAUGGAAAAACAUUAGUGCACAAGAUUUUUCAUAAUUCCACUGGAGGAAUGAAAUCGUCAGAUCUGAAUGAUUUAUUUAGUUUAUUAAAACUCCUUUUCAAUUCAACUUCUGCCACAAACAGCACUCUGGAGUUGGAAAGAAUAUUUCAGGAAGUAGUCCCACUGUAUGAGAUUGAUGGUAGAGGACUGUUUUACACUAAUCCCCAAGGGAAAGAAUAUCAAGAUAUUCUAACCACGGCUGCAGUGAUUUGGAAUCAGAUCAUCUUAAACAGGACUCAUUUUAAUACAGAGAAAGCUUGGGAGGUUAUCAAAAUGAUUGCACUUCAUGCAAUCUCGCUUGAAGACAUAGAAAAUUAUCCCAGCAUAAAUGAAGAAGUGUCAUCAUUAUUUUCUGACUUCUUGUUGACCCCUAUAACUUCUGAAAAUUUUGCAGAGCAGCUCUCGUCCCUCGAACAGCUUCUUGCUGCCGUGGCAAAGGUGAAUACCAGUGAUCAUUAUCUGCUGAUCUCUUCUUUGUCUAAGCUAAUGCAGAAACUCCAGAGUUCCCCUCAUGGAAGGCUGGGAAAUGAACUUCACACUUUCUUGCAGAUUGCUGAAAUUGUCCAGUCCAUGAACUGGGACAGCAUAGACAGUCUUACUUUCCGCUCACUUCUAGACAUACUGCAAAAUCUGGUCAGUGCCAUGAAAAGUGACUCCAGUCUUCCUCUCAGUAAGGAACUUAAGCAGCUAAUACGCAUUAUGUCCUCUGUAUUUGAGCUGUACGAUGAAGUCAACCCUGGGGGAGCCAACAUCUCCAUAUACUUGCAAGCCUUACAAAGGAGUAUCCGUAUUUUAAAAGAUUUGCAGAAAAGUUAUGAUAUCAGUGAGCUGGAAACUGUUAUCCGAUAUUUUGAUUUUUAUAGUAACUAUGUCCAGAGACUGUAUGAAAUAUGGAGAGCAGGCAUGAAAGUCCUUCAUGACCCCAGCUUAAAUAGAACAGUGGAAGAAAAAAUAGGCAUUGUUGUUCAUGUCUCGCAGAUGCUGUUGGAUGGGGAGUUUAGCGAGUCUUCCUUACAGCACACUGCUUCUCUGAAGGCCAAAGUGGCAGAUCUCAUGUACUUAGUCUUGAGCCCUUUCCUUGAGAAUAGCGAUGGCAGUUCCAGGACAAUCCUGAACUGCUCCGCUCAGGAUGUGCUCCACAUAGCAGCUCAGGUGCUUUUUGAAAAUACCACCCUAAGCAAGUCCUUAGCCAGGAGCCCCUGCAAAGCACUCUUUGAUUUCCUGGACAUGGAGAGAGGAACUCUGCACAACGAAAGCUUUACCAAACUGUUCCAGCUUGCCAUAUCGAACCUGAAACUGUCUCCAGAGUUUGCUAGUGUCUACAAGAACAGCAGCGAACGCUUCUCCAGGGAGCUGUCGUGCACCAUCCAGUCUCUGCAGUUUACUCUGCACCUCCUUUCCAAAUUUAAGCUCGUCUCUGAGCUGGAAAACUCUUGGGUACAGGAGAAGAUGACAGCUCUGAGUGCUGUCGUGGAGGGACUGCUGCAGAGUAAUGCCUCCUGCCCCAUCCCAGUCAAAGAU